GCUUCAGCGCAGAAGUCGGAUGAGGAUGUUCUUCUUCUCGUUAUGUAAAACGCGCCGCUUCCACGCAUUUUUGAAAGGGUCUUCCGUGGGAGUUCUGCCGAGGGUUCCUGUGACUUCGCACGGCAGGAGGGGCUGAGCCCACCCCGCCUGUCAGGGCUGCAGCCAGGCAGCCAGUCAUCCGCCGCGCCGCGCCGCGCCGCGCUGCUAGUUGUUGUUCAGUAGCAGCACACGGGGACUGGUGCGCGAGCUGAAAGCUGCGUACACGGUUAAUGCCAAGUGACGGAUAUACGCGACGUGUGUGCGGGGCUGCGCCGACUGGAUCCCCGCAGGCAGCGCUCCGGAGGCUCGCGGUCGUGAUCGCCGUGAGAGAGAGGAGCGGAUGGGAUAGACAAAAAAAAAAAACCCACCCAGCCUGGACGGACGCCGCUCGGAGGAGUGUUGGGAGAAGAGAGUUGUUCGCUCCGUCUCUUCUCUCCUCUUUCCUCUCGACGAAAGGUCUAAAAAAGAGGGGGGGGGGGGGGGUCUUUCGAGUGAAGUAGCGAAACACGGCAACAUUCGGGCUGAUUUCCUCUUGUUGCGCUGCUUCGGUUAACCAGUCGAACGAGGCUAACUUGCCUCGCCGAGCCGUUCGCAAAACAAGGUGCCUCGACUGGCUCCUCACACCAUUACACGAGACAGUGCCUGCCACGGAGAUCCACGCCACGGCCCUGUGGAGAAGCAUGUGAUGACUCAGGCAAGGCAGAAGGGUUCCCUCAGGCAGAGCCACGGUAGUGCAGAGUGCUGGGACAACUGUUCUCCGUGGCCACAUGGUGGUAGUAUGGAUGGCGCCUGGCCUGAGCGCUCGCUGCGAUAUGGCAGGACUAAGAAGAUAAAUGAAGUUUUCAAACAGAGGAAGGACACGGUCAAGAUGAUGACCGGCAAGAGAGGGAAGACAGAAAAAUCUGAUCCGAAGGGAAAAAUGGGCCGGAGGCGUGACAAGAAACGGGACAGGAAGUUGUAUCCUUUGCGGGGGAGGACUGGGGUUUCAGAUGAGGAGGGCCUUAGUUGCCAUGUGCUCCUCACAAGGCUAGAAGAGAGCAUGCAGAACCAAGAUAGUUCUGAGAGACAGCAAAAACGGGUUCUGAAACCCAAGCCCAAAAAGGGAAAAAGCUGCCAACGGAAAGUGGCAAAGUCAUCACCAAAAAACAAAUCAAAGGCGAACGGCCCAAGUGAUGGUGAGUGGGUCCAUGUCCUGCAACCACGCAAGCGCAGACUGGCGUCCCUCAAUGCUGAGGCGGUGAACAGUCUGCUGCUUGAGAGAGCUACUGACCCUCAGCCUGCAGCUAAACAGGCCAGGAGGCAGGAGGAGCCCCCGAGUGGAGGGGCUCCCCUGGACGCAGAUCCCGCCAGAAGCGCUGUCCCUGGAGGUCCGAAGCCUUCGCGGGGAAACCACAGCAAAGCCUUGACUCCUCACAAACUUGAACUGUCCCAAAGCUCUAAGCCAGUCAAGAAGGCCAAAGUCAAGCGCAGCAACGACAGUAGCAGUAUGAGUCGGGAGAUUCUGGACGCUCCGGCUCCCAGACGACUGGCUGGACUCAACGCUGCCGCCCUGCUGAAGUUGACCAGCUCUUCGGCGACCAGUAAACAGAGAAUAAAGGCGGCACCGGCGGCAGCUGCCGCGUCAGACUGCAAAGCUCCUGCCACGGUCUCAGCCCCGAAACAGCCCGCCAGAGUCAAACACAAGGGGCGAUGUCGAAAGCAGAAGGGCAAACGGGUCCAGCACAGUGGCUGCACCGCCUGCAGGAAGAAGGUGGACUUUGAGCCCAAGGUGGAGUGGGAGACCGGCGGCUGCACCCACAGACUCACGAAGCCAGGCUACCAGUCGCGCAGCAUGUUAGCAUACCCGCUAAAACAGGUGAAGGAGGAGCAGCUGGAGACGGAACUGAGCCCCUACUACUGCUGUCCCACAGACGGCUCCGUGGAAUACUGCCACCGCCUGGCCUUCUUUCUGGGCCAGCAGCCCUUCAAAGACUCGGACGACCAGUCCCUCAACUCAGCUUUGACGCCCGUGAAGCGCGAGUGCCUCGUCACCUCGCCGUCCUUGACCCACUCGCACCCACACGCCGCCCUCGCGCUGAGCCCACACCCCUGCCUCUGCACCGCCGACCACUGCUUCCCCGGCUACUACGUCCACAUCGCCCAUCCAACGCACACCAGAGCCACGUCCCCAACUCUCAACCCGCGCCCUCUGAACUACCCUCCUUCCAGCUUGUGCCCUAAUCAGAUGACGGGCUCGAAGCUGCUGAGUCCGCGGGUGUCGCACGGCUCGGGGCUCGCCCACCCCGCCUACUGCAACUCCGUGGCGUCGCCCUGUUACGGCGAUGCCUGUGGGAUCAGCGGCUACACAUACAGGACAAUGCCCCCUGUCAACAGCAGGCCCUGCUCCUUCAGCACAGGAUGCACCGGGUGCACACACAACAUCAAGACAGAGGGCUACUCCUCCCCUCAGGGUGACCACAGCCCAUCUCUUCUGGCUUCGUCGUCCCUUCCCAUGUCGAGCUGCCCUCUCUCCAGCGUGCCCACCUCUACUCAGACCAACCCCCACCUGCUGACCCCCGUAUCAGGGCAAGACCAGACCCCGGCCCGGUUGAAGCUGGCCAGGGAGUGCCCCAAGUCCACCAAGCCUUCCAAUGGCUCCCUGUCCAUGGGCCGCACCCGGCUACCCCAGAAGCAGCCGCCGCCGCUGCCGAGCCUCGGCAGCACCAAACAAAAGAAAGUCAGCCGCAGACGAGCGACUAAUGGCUGGCGGCCCGUGGGAAUGCCCACAGAGAGGGAGAUCUUUAUUGCGGGAGAGGAUGAGUCGGCCCUGCGGCAGUGUUACGAAGGAGUCGAGAGGGACGGUGAAGUGAUACGCGUCAGAGACACCGUGCUGCUGCGAUCAGGACCCAGGAAGAAAUCCCUCCCUUAUGUCGCCAAGAUAUCAGCGCUGUGGGAGGAUCCCAAAACAGGAGAGCUGAUGAUGAGUCUUUUCUGGUACUACCGACCCGAGCACACCCAGGGAGGCCGAGAUCCCAGCACACACUGUGAGAAUGAGAUUUUCGCCUCUCGGCAUCAGGAUGAGAAUAGCGUGGCCUGCAUAGAAGACAGAUGCUACGUUCUCCCACUGGCCCAGUACUGUAGAUUUUGUGCCUUGGUGAAGCAGCGGGCUGAAGGCGCCCCGCCUGGCAGUGCCAGCGUGGUGCCCUGCCGUCCCGACUUCGCCCCCCCCUCCCACCGCUGCGUGCCCACGGACGUCGACCCCGAGCUGGUGUACCUCUGCCGGCACGUCUACGACUUCCGCUACGGGCGCAUCCUGAAGAACCUGCAGUAGACGGGGAGAAGGCGCGAACCUGUCAGUGAACGGUCACGGCCCCCUGUCCUGCACGGAGGUGGCGGCCCCGAGGGGGGGGGUUCUGCAGGGGCAACAGGGUGGGGCUGGAGAGUCACGGACCAAAACGUGUUGGGAGGCACAUUAAGAAGCACAGAUCCCUUUAGUUACCUUCAGAAGGGGUCACAGUGUGAUUCGAGACUCCAUCUCAGUCAGAGAACCGAUAUCUCCUGGUUUGGAAAAGGGGGAAAGUGACAAUUCAUUAAUCAAGUUGGGUUUUUGGGCCCGACGUGGAGGCGUGAGCGCCACGAAUGCCCAACACUCCGCUGAGCUGGGCUGCAGGAGUGCACUUCCCCCCAAAGCGUCUCAGCACAACAAUCAUGUUUGUUCCAUUUGUAAGCCAGCGGCUCAGGAACGGUCCGGCGCUGAGGUGCUUCCGGGGGAACGCGGGCGCUGCACUGUCAGCUUAAUGUUAACGGCGCUCAAGCAGCCAGGGUGAAGGAGCAGCUAAUGGAGUGUGUCGUCUUAUUUCUCCUGAUUUGAGUUUGUCUGGUGGUGCGUGUGCGUGUGUGAGUGCGAGCGAGCGUUGUCACUGUGGAUAAAUGGAUGAAUGUGGGUAUGUGGGAUGUGUUUUUUUUUUUUCAGGAGGCUUUCAGGCAAUCAAACCAAACAAACAGCUUUACAGGAAGUGGAGCCGACGCUCCCCGUCCCCGCGCCCGUGUGCCACAGAGCACAGACACGCGUUCUUCUUUAGGGAUCCUCCACUCAAACUGAGGAACUGUACCGGGAAGGGGGUUUUCAGCAGAGUCCUGACCGGGUCCCAUUAAAAAUGGAGCGCGGGGCGCUGCAGCCACUCCACCCAAGGGCUUGCGUGACAGCCAGUCUUUCUCUCCACUGUCCCAUUAAGCGGUGCGUGAACUCGCCCCGUCAGCUCCCACUUGUUGUCGAUCCAGCGCGAAGUGACUCAAAGACCGGCGACUUUCAAUCACCUGGCCGCUCGUCAUUCAUGACGGUGAAUUAAAACGCGCGGUCGUUAACGGUGAAAGUUAAUGGGACGUAGUUAGAAUUAAUCGCACAAGUGUGUUUUGAAAGUGCAUCUAUAGUUUUAGUGCUGAUUCAGUUUUCAUGUUCCUUGCAUCAUUUGCUCGACCCGGUGGAGGACUCUGCUCCACUCGACUCCAGAGCAGGGCUUCUUCAACUUCAGGUCCCUAGACUGACUUUAUUAAUGACACUUGACAAAUACUCGGCUGGAUUGUCAAACAAGCUUUCAUCUCAGGCUGCGCUGGCGGUUUCAGUGAGCGAGCCUUGGCCGGGGACUCAGAGCCCUGUGGAGUCUGAUGAAGCGAGGGGGGGGGCUGGUUCUUCUCAUAUUAUUUCACCGUCGUCGUGUUCUUGCCUUACGCUUGGCAGGUAGAGCUUCAGGCAGCUAGUACAACCACGUACAGCUGGACAACACUAUCGCGUGUACUGUAGAAAGAACUAGGAUUCAGUUGCGGAUCAGCUGUGACUUGACCACUGGAGAUGCACAGUUUAUGGCUGCAACCAGUUACUUUCAUUAUUGGUCAAUCAUUUUGCCUGUUAUGUCAGGAAAUGAGCAUUCUAAAUUCUGAAAAGACAGUUAUGCAUUUUUAAAUAUCUUUUGUCUUAGCAACAGUUUAAAUCUCCAGCUUCCUGCCACACAGGAAGUGAUACAUUCACACUGUAUUUCCUGCAUCUUGUGCUUUAAAUGUGACUGAAACCUGGACUAGAUUUCCAAAAAUGUCUUUAGUGCGAGCUGAUUACACGUCGCAGCUCUGCACCGGUUGCAAUCUGUGCAUGUUUGAUUUGGUCAGUCUGCGCGCUCGCGUCCUGAAAAAUCCGGGGCGCGUCUGUUCUGCCUCUUCUAAUUCUACACCCGCACCAUUUUCUUUCUCCUCCUCCUCCUCGUUCCGCACAAGAUAAACCAAAGGAUGUCACACAAGCCGGAGUCCCCCUUCUCCUCCCUCGCACUCCUCCUCCCCCGAAGCACUUCUGCCCUCGUCACCUUAUUAUAUUGCACUAAUCCAUUCCUUAAUUACAACAAACACGUUUAACAUUCUUUUCCAGCUCCUAGAAUCUUACCGGGGGGGAACGUUCUGUGUGUCACUUCGCUUCUAUGUGUGAAUGUCGCAAAGAAGGAGACAUCACUGCAUUUGUCAAACUGUAUAGAGAGGAGUUGGCUCAUUGUGUUCUCACACGCACAACCUGUUGAAUACAUGGAACAUAUGCAGUAUGAAUAUAUGAUGCUAGAUUCAUUCCAUUAGAUUUCUCAAUCGACUCUGAUUUACAGGCAAACGCAUACACAUGGAUGAAGGCCUGCCUCACGUAACACCAUGUGCAAUGUGUGUAUGGACGACGUGGCGGCGCUUGUGUGUCGGUGUGUGUGUCUGUGUGUGGGGGUGUUGUCUGACACUUCACGGAGCCGCGGCCCACGUUGAGCCGCGCUCAUUUGUUGCCUUUGAACCUGCAAGUGUUUUACUGUCGCUGAGGUAGUAAUGAGUUGGAGUGUGUGUGUACCUUUAAAGACACAAAGAGUACCCGAGCGCUUUCCUGCACAGCCGACGCCCCGCUUUUCAACAUUGGACGAGUAAACGCCACCUUUAAGUCUUCUCAAUUUGAGCAGCACGAUUCAGAACAAAAUCUAAUUGUGAUCAUAGUUUUUUUUAUUUUUAUUAAUACCCUAAGUCUUCAAAGAGGUAAUAUAUAUUCUCCUACUUUGCAGUGUCUCCUUAUUGAAAAUAUUUUAUUAAGUCGGUUUCCUAUGAUGGCAUAUGCAAUAUAUUUUUAGACUUACUAUUUUUGGAAAAUGAACUUACCUAAUCAAGAAGAAAGGACGCGUUAUUUUCUAACUUUAUUUGAAAUCGGUUUUCAAAAAUGUUCUUCUGGGGGAUUUGACCAAAUGAAAGAAAGAAUGAAGGGAUUUGAUGCCGUCGUAAGACUUACGGUUGUUUCUGAUGAAGUGUACAUAUCUAAAUCCAGGAAGCACCGGGCACUCUUUAAACAAGCAGACAGCCAAUGCACAGCAUAGUAUUUUUUGCAAGAUCUGUAAUAACUAUAUUUAAACGAAGAAAAAAUAUUUAAAUGGAAUAAACAAAACAAAUAUAUUAAGAUUUCAAUUUAACUUAUUUGGAAAUACUGUGUCUAAUUGAUUAACUAUAUCCUGUUUCUUCGUGCUUCAGGAUCAAAGUGGUUUCUGUUUAUUUGUAACUUAUAAGUUCAUAGAUUUAAAUGAUUGAGUAGCGGUUGUUGCCAGAGAUGUAAAUGUUGUUUAGUUUGUGUGAUUUAGCUGUCAGGGGGUGGAGACCAGACCCUGCACACCCUGGCAGACGGGGAGAGCGACCGAAGUGGCCACGGGUCGCAGGCGCAGACUGGAUCAGAUCUGACCUGGGACCUGUGGCAGAAGAGAACUUCUAGCUCCCCUGCAGAACCUUACUGACCUUAAGUGUGACGUUUGGGACGUCACGGCAACCUGGUCACCUGAGCUGGUAUUGAGUCUUUGUAUUGGGGAGCAGGAUGGAGAGAGGACAGGUUUCUUUUCCUCCCAUUUUUGAACCAUAAAUAAUUUUCACGUAGUCCCUUACUGAAGUUAUGGAAGCUAAGGUUAGAAAUUUAGGAACUUUAGGAAUUUUGAUAUGAUUAGUAGAGUAGAUAAAAUUAGGGCCUUGACAACCAGCUUCUCCCACCAUCCAAAUCAGGUGACCACCACUGCCUUUCUCCCAGAUGUGCACUAAUGGUGUUUGUCCCCUAGAGGGCAGAAAUCCGAAAUCUUAUGUGUGCAGGACAAACUCAUGGUCGCAUCCUGAUGCUAUUCAACAGCUUCCUCCCCAUGCCCCCUCUCCUUGCGACAUUACCUUGCGGCUGCUGAAAAGGGAUGCGGGAGGAAAUGGAGGGGGAAGGAAGCCGCCAUGAGUUAUUCUCGCUAGUGCUGGCCAGCCCUGUUAAACGCAUUGAUUAGAUUGUAUGCUAGCAUUUAUGUGCACCUCAUUUCCUAGCAGCUUUGCAUGGACACAGUCGCAUCCUCUGUUGCCGUGACAACGAGAAAGGGCCAGCACGUUAGAGAAGUCCGUUUCUGUGUGCAUACAGGGCUCACAGUGGCAGGGGUCAAACACUGUGAUCUUUUUACUGAUGCCACACUGGAUGUAUGUUCACUUCAUGAGUCGAGACUAAAGCACCUGACCAACCCUUGAGAUUCUGCUUUCUGUGUGGUCUGUAUUGAUGCUCAGUGUCAACAUAUAUUUUGAUAUAUUUGGAGAAACGGGGGAUAUUACGUUAAAAGUCUAGAUAUUUUUGGAGUAGAUGAAAACAAUGUGUAUCAGAAUAUUGUCACUUUGUCAUGCUCUCUGAAAAAUCUCUUGGAUUUUUUUCAACAAAUUAUAUAAAAUCCCUACUGACUUCAUGUUCAAUUGAAAGAAUAUUUAUAAAUAUUAAGUUCUUUGUGAA
This is a messenger RNA of Betta splendens (Siamese fighting fish), 7804 nucleotides long. RefSeq names its product bromo adjacent homology domain-containing 1 protein-like. Lineage: Eukaryota; Metazoa; Chordata; Actinopteri; Anabantiformes; Osphronemidae. The transcript has 7 exons. The record is from RefSeq and is a predicted model, not a curated record. Gene Ontology annotation, molecular function: chromatin binding. Bases 725 to 3349 code for a protein of 874 amino acids.